AAAGUGGCUCGAAGUACAUCAUGAAAUAAAAUCCUCCCACUCUUCAAAGCGCUCAAAUCACACUGUAACUUCCAGAUCCUUUGUAUCAUUAGCUGUAUAGAUCCACCUGAAGAGAGACUAGAGAGAAACCCAGUUCAAUUUCGUUCUAGCUUGUUAUUAUUUUGUUCUUAAUACAGUUUGAUGAGGCUUUUACAUCUGGGUUUUGUAAUUGCUCUGGCCUCUGGACUUGCAGCAAUACUUAUUUACAUCACCGGUGUCUCCAAUCUGGAUAGGUCGUUUCAUAUAUCAAAUGAAGAUCUGGAAGCACUGAGAUCCCUGCAGAGUCAUUUCCAGCAGUGCGUGAGUGCAAAUGGAUUAGGUUUACAAGCUGUAAGUGGCAGGGACUACUGUGAGAUUACUAUGAAGUUUCCCAUGGAAACAAUAUCAAAGUGGAGAGAUCCUAAAACUGAAGAACUUGAAGGAUUGUCUUUCAAUUUCAAUCUAUGUGAAGCAGUAGCUACAUGGGAACAGGUGCGGAAUACUACGACGAUACUGACGCGGGAGUACAUCGAUGCUUUACCAAAUGGAUGGGAGGAAUAUGCAUGGCGGAGGAUCAAUAAGGGAGUACUUCUUUGUAUGUGUGCAAAUAGGAGGAUUGGAGCUGGAUCUGGAGAUCUGCUAGCUGCAUGCUCUAUCGUCAAGAAGCAAUGGAAAGGAAAGUUCACUUCAAUUUCAGGCUUCAGGAAAGCUGCUAUCGAGCAUCAAAAGUACGUAAAAGGUACCACAAUGUAUCCUUUGGAACACAAUCCAGGACACGGCCUACUAUGCAUUGUGCCGUGAAAUGGAAGCUGAUUUUCUAGUCACAUACCGCAAGUUGCUUGAAAAUUUUUGAUACAUUGAGAAUCACUAAUUUUUUCUGGAGCAUCUAACACGAACCCUCGAUACAAUUUUGUAAAUUUCAAUCUGGCAGCAAAUAGGAUGACAUGAAAUAAAUGGGAUUUUUUAUUUUUUA
Molecule: messenger RNA, 991 nt
Organism: Olea europaea var. sylvestris
Lineage: Eukaryota; Viridiplantae; Streptophyta; Magnoliopsida; Lamiales; Oleaceae
Product: sialyltransferase-like protein 2
Exons: 6
Coding region: 181-819 (212 amino acids)
Source: RefSeq, a predicted model, not a curated record